AUGGACCGGUUGGACCGACUAGCAUGUUGGCCAAAUGGACCGGAUGGACCAACUAGCCUGUUGGUCCUAUGGACCGGUCCGACCAACUGGCAUGUUGGUCCUAUGGACCGAUUGAACCAACUGGCCCGUUGGUCCUAUGGACCGGUUGGACCAACUGACCUGUUGGCAGAAUGGACCCGUUGGACCAACUGGCAUGUUGGUCCUAUGGACCGGUUGGACCAACUGACCUGUUGGCCGAAUGGACCGGUUGGACCAACUGGCCUGUUGGCCAAAUGGACCGGUUGGACCAACUGGCCUAUUGGUCCUAUGGACUGGUUGGACGAACUGGCAUGUUGGUCCUAUGGACCGGUUGGACCAACUAGCCUGUUUGCCGAAUGGACCGGUUGGACCAACUGGCCUGUUGGUCCUAUGGACCGGUUGGACCAACUGGCCUGUUUGUCCUAUGGACCGGUUGGACCAACUGGCCUGUUGGUCCUAUGGACCGGUUGGACCAACUGGCAUGUUGGUCCUAUGGACAGAUUGAACCAACUGGCCUGUUGGUCCUAUCGACAGGUUGGACCAACUGACCUGUUGGCCGAAUGGACCGGUUUGACCAACUGGCAUGUUGGUCCUAUGGACCGGUUGGACCAACUGGACUGUUGGCCAAAUGGACCGGUUGGACCAACUGGCUUGUUGGUCCUAUGGACCGGUUGGACCAACUGGCCUAUUGGUCCUAUGGACCGGUUGGACCAACUGGCCUGUUGGCCAAAUGGACUGGUUGGACCAACUGGCCAGUUGGUCCUAUGGACCGGUUGGAGCAACUGGCAUGUUGGUCCUAUGGACCGGUUGGACCAACUGGCCUGUUGGCCGAAUGGACCAAUUGGACCAACUGGCCUGUUGGUCCAAUGGACAGGUUGGACCAACUGGUAUGUUGGUCCUAUGGACCGGUUGGACAAACUGGAUUGUUGGUCCUAUGGACCGGUUGGACCAAUUGGUAUGUUGGUCCUAUGGACCGGUUGGACCAACUGGCCUGUUGGUCCUAUGGACCGGUUGGACCAACUGGCAUGUUGGUCCUAUGGACCGGUUGGACAAACUGGCCCGUUGGUCCUAUGGACCGGUUGGACCAACUGGCCUGUUGGCCGAAUGGACCAAUUGGACCAACUGGCCUGUUGGUCCAAUGGACAGGUUGGACCAACUGGUAUGUUGGUCCUAUGGACCGGUUGGACAAACUGGUAUGUUGGUCCUAUGGACCGGUUGGACCAACUGGCCUGUUGGUCCUAUGGACCGGUUGGAGCAACUGGCAUGUUGGUCCUAUGGAUCGGUUGGACAAACUGGCCUGUUGGUCCUAUGGACCGGUUGGACCAACUGGCAUGUUGGCCAAAUGGACCGGUUGGACCAACUGGCGUGUUGGUCCUUGGACCAACUGGCCUGUUGGUCCUAUGGACCGGUUGGACCAACUGGCCUGUUGGUCCUAUGGACCGGUUGGACCAACUGGCAUGUUGUUCCAAUGGACCUGUUGGACCAACUGACGUGUUGGUCCUAUGGACCGGUUGGACCAACUUGCCUGUUGGUCCUAUGGACCGGUUGGACCAACUGGCAUGUUGGUCCUAUGGACCGGUUGGACCAUCUAGCAUGUUGGUCCUAUGGACCGGUUGGACCAACUGGCCUGUUGGUCCUAUGGACCGGUUGGACCAACUGGCCUGUUCGUCCUAUGGACCGGUUGGACCAACUGACCUGUUGGCCGAAUGGACCGGUUUGACCAACUGGCAUGUUGGUCCUAUGGACCGGUUGGACCAACUGGACUGUUGGCCAAAUGGACCGGUUGGACCAACUGGCUUGUUGGUCCUAUGGACCGGUUGGACCAACUGGCCUAUUGGUCCUAUGGACCGGUUGGACCAACUGGCCUGUUGGCCAAAUGGACUGGUUGGACCAACUGGCCAGUUGGUCCUAUGGACCGGUUGGAGCAACUGGCAUGUUGGUCCUAUGGACCGGUUGGACCAACUGGCCUGUUGGCCGAAUGGACCAAUUGGACCAACUGGCCUGUUGGUCCAAUGGACAGGUUGGACCAACUGGUAUGUUGGUCCUAUGGACCGGUUGGACAAACUGGAUUGUUGGUCCUAUGGACCGGUUGGACCAAUUGGUAUGUUGGUCCUAUGGACCGGUUGGACCAACUGGCCUGUUGGUCCUAUGGACCGGUUGGACCAACUGGCAUGUUGGUCCUAUGGACCGGUUGGACAAACUGGCCCGUUGGUCCUAUGGACCGGUUGGACCAACUGGCCUGUUGGCCGAAUGGACCAAUUGGACCAACUGGCCUGUUGGUCCAAUGGACAGGUUGGACCAACUGGUAUGUUGGUCCUAUGGACCGGUUGGACAAACUGGUAUGUUGGUCCUAUGGACCGGUUGGACCAACUGGCCUGUUGGUCCUAUGGACCGGUUGGAGCAACUGGCAUGUUGGUCCUAUGGAUCGGUUGGACAAACUGGCCUGUUGGUCCUAUGGACCGGUUGGACCAACUGGCAUGUUGGCCAAAUGGACCGGUUGGACCAACUGGCGUGUUGGUCCUUGGACCAACUGGCCUGUUGGUCCUAUGGACCGGUUGGACCAACUGGCCUGUUGGUCCUAUGGACCGGUUGGACCAACUGGCAUGUUGUUCCAAUGGACCUGUUGGACCAACUGACGUGUUGGUCCUAUGGACCGGUUGGACCAACUUGCCUGUUGGUCCUAUGGACCGGUUGGACCAACUGGCAUGUUGGUCCUAUGGACCGGUUGGACCAUCUAGCAUGUUGGUCCUAUGGACCGGUUGGACCAACUGGCCUGUUAGUCCUAUGGACCGGUUGGACCAACUGGCCUGUUCGUCCUAUGGACCGGUUGGACCAACUGGCAUGUUGGUCCUAUGGACCGAUUGA
Molecule: messenger RNA, 2883 nt
Organism: Closterium sp. Naga37s-1
Lineage: Eukaryota; Viridiplantae; Streptophyta; Zygnematophyceae; Desmidiales; Closteriaceae
Source: the annotation of a GenBank genome assembly